Messenger RNA from Saccostrea echinata, 1098 nucleotides. Its product is annotated as cysteine and tyrosine-rich protein 1-like. The transcript has 4 exons. Lineage: Eukaryota; Metazoa; Mollusca; Bivalvia; Ostreida; Ostreidae. The record is from RefSeq and is a predicted model, not a curated record. Bases 242 to 751 code for a protein of 169 amino acids.
UAGGGGACGUUUAUCAUUGCCUAAUCUAGAGAACAUAUGAUGCAUAUUAAUUCUGCAUGAUAGUUAAACAUAUACAGGUUAACUUUAAAAUCCUUGUAAUUCUUUUGGAAGACCCUAGCCUUAUGACUCGACGGCAUUAUUGUAUACAAUUGAACUGGAAAAAAUACAACAAUACUUGUAUAUAAAUUCAACUGUAUAGCCGCAUAUUACAGACAAACUGAAUAGUCUUGAUUUGAUAAACAUGGGCACCAGUCGAUGGUUUUCCGUUCUGAAAUUUCUUCUUCUAAUUUCUUUGAAUUCAGUUCAGUGUGGGAGUUACUGCUACUACAGUUAUUAUCUCGGAACUAAAUAUAAAUACUGUUUCUACUACUACUACUACUACUACUAUAACAGCAGCAGUUAUUCCUCAGCAGGAACAGUCGUUGGGGCAAUAAUUGGAGGCAUCGUGGGAUUUAUCUUUCUCCUGUCCAUCGUGGUGAUUGUGUGUGUUAAAGUCUGCAAAAAGACCAAUCAUGGCAACGUGAUUGUCAGACCAAUGGAACCAACCGUGUCUUACAUCAAUUCAACUCAAAACACAUAUGGUGGAUACAUGGCCUACCAGCCUGCUCCGUACCCUGUAUUCCCGCCACCCUAUCAAGGACCCCCGGGAUCCACGCUUACUUCGCAAUCAGUUCCUAGUUAUGGUGACCCGCCACCAUACAAUGAACAGCACACGUCAGCAACCACGGAGCAAUUACAGAGGACAUCGUAACCAAGUUAACAUAUAUAUAAGUAUAUGUACGAAUGACAUCGUAACCAAGCUACCUAAUUUACAGUAUUAGGACAGUGUAGAAAGAAAUGUUUGUCAGCAAAAUUUUAAAAUGAACGCUAGUGCUACACCUGUAGGCUUUAUUAACAAAAAAUGUAUUAGUUAAAAUAUUUUUUUUAAUUGUAUGAAAUCUUGGGUCAUAGGAUAAAAUCAAUUCCCACUUAAACAUGUACUUAGGCUUAAAGUAUAUUGCAUUUAAAUUUGUGUUGUUCUUUUGUUGCUAUAUUUUAAUUGUAGUUGUUGAUGAAAAUGAGGAAAAAAAAAGAAAUACUGUUAACAUUUUUUUAAUC